This is a messenger RNA of Helicoverpa armigera (cotton bollworm), 617 nucleotides long. RefSeq lists its product as uncharacterized. NCBI's taxonomy places the organism in Eukaryota, Metazoa, Arthropoda, Insecta, Lepidoptera, Noctuidae. The transcript is spliced from 5 exons. The coding region runs from base 1 to 375 and encodes 124 amino acids. The record is from RefSeq and is a predicted model, not a curated record.
AUGGCUUUACCAUUAUCAGAUGUUACCAAUGUGACCAGUUACAAUCCAAUAUUUGCUCAACCUUCAACAUCCACAGCAGGUCCACUUCAUUCUGGUGAACCAAUAUCUAUCAAGACCAGUGAACUUGAGAAGCUAGCAGAAGCAGAUUUAGGCAAACCUGUAAAGACUUCAGGAGUAAAACAUAUUUCCCUAAAACAAGCAGCUGCAAUGACAAAAAAUGUACCAAACUUAGCGAAUCUGCAAAAAACAAUCAAGAAGUUACAACAAAAGAAAGAAAGUUACGCCACACGACUGAAAAGAGCCUUAAGACUUUCUGAAAAUACCACUUUUCAGAAGUGCUUACAAAAGUGCUUCAGAAGUGCUUCUGUUCGAUGAAAUAUCUAUUACACCCCAUUAUGACUAUAAUAGAAAACGAGAUGCCAUUACGGGAUUUAUUAAUAAUGGAAAACAAACAAACAGGAACAUAGCGGAUCAUGCACUUGUUUUUAUGUUAAGAGGGUUUGUAAAUAAUUACAAACAACCAUUGGCUUACACAUUUUGCAAAGGAACAACUUCCAAAGGAGAUUUGAAACUUUUAAUAAAAAAUAUUAUUUCCGAAUUGCAACAGUGUGGGUUUU